AUGGAAUCCAAGAAACCAACAAUGAAGUGGGCUACUCUAUUGUCUUUGUUGUCAUUCUGGUUUUUGACAGUUGAUUCUGCCAUUGUUUCGCCUCGGAGCUCUAAGGGGUUGUUGAACAGAAGAAAAGCAAUUUCAGAAGAGCUCGCACCGGUGCUAAAACGUGACAGUCAUCAUUAUCAAGGACAGAGGAAAUCUGCAUCUGAGGAUAUAGUUGCACCCAAGUCAAAUAUCUGGUCAGAGUUAACUCCUACUGAAAUCAAUGGUGUAUACAAAUUGAUUAAAGAGAAAUUCAAUUUGACAGAUGCCAAUGACGCAACCCUCUUUGACAACUAUGCAGUCUGGAUCGCACUAAUUAACCCAAACAAGACCGAUGCACUUGAAUACUUAGAUGGUAAUGGACCAGCCCCUCAACGAUAUGCCCGUGCUUCAAUCUUUUUUGGAGGACAUGACUUUGCUAAGGAUAGUGAGCCAGAUGGGUAUUGGCAGAUUUAUCAAAUUGGUCCACUACCAGCUACCGAGAACACUGAAGUAGUAGAAAUGAACUGGGCUUAUACACAAAGUACUUUCCCUUUCGCUCAAGGAUACCGAGACGAUAAUAGAUGGAUUCUAGAAGACAUUUUCUUUGAAGACUUAUUCCAGACAAAUGAGGUUAAAGCAAUCGUCGAGGAUCUUAUAGGAGGCAAAUCUUAUGGACUGGAAGGUUCCAAAAUGCAACUUGGUUCUACAGAUCCUUUGGUCUAUGACAGGGAAACAAAGUCAGUUUUCUCUUGGGGUACUGUUUUUCUUGAUAAUGAAUGGAGAGCUGGAGAUAUCUUACCGACUGGACUCUUUUUCAAAACAAAUAUAACCGGUAGAGAUUCGUCUACAUUUAAGGUCGUUCUGUGGGUGUACAAUAACGUAGCCUAUAAUUCUACAGAGGCAUUCUAUGAAGCUUGGAAAUCCAAAAGCAUUUUCAAGUUACCUCAAGUCAGCACCAACCAAAAUUGGACCAAUCCUAGUAGAAAUGGAGAUUCAGAUACCCGCUUGCUUGAUGACCGUACUUCUCCUAUUGUCAUAGAACCACAAGGGCGUAGAUGGCAAGUAAAUGAAAAAGAGAGAUAUUUUACAUGGAUGGACUGGAGUUUUUAUAUCUCUUAUAACAGAGAUAAUGGUAUUCUGUUUUUUGAUAUCAAAUUCAAAGGUCAAAGAAUUUUGUAUGAAUUAAGUUUGCAAGAGGCAAUUGCUGAUUACGCUGGUGAUGAUCCAUUUCAGGUUCACACUGCCUUCUUAGAUACUUCCUAUGGUUGGGGUAACAAUGCGUAUGGUUUAAUUCCAGGAUAUGAUUGUCCAGCCAACGCUGCUUACUUUAAUGGUUCAUGGAACGCUGCAGGCGUCAACAAUUUUCAAAAUAAUACGUAUUGUGCUUAUGAAUCAAUGGAAGAUUAUCCAAUCACCCGUCACACUGGAAGGGACUAUGUAUCAGUCUCCAAGGCUGCAACUUUCAACAUCAGAUUUGUUGCUACUAUUGGAAACUACGAUUACAACUUCAACUACAAGUUUUUUAUGGAUGGAACAUUACAAGUUACUGUUAGAGCCGCUGGCUUUAUUCAGGGUGCUUACUAUAACCCUUAUACAGCUGAACCGUUUGGUUAUAAGAUUCAUGACACUCUUUCUGGUUCAUUUCAUGAUCAUAUUAUCAACUUCAAGGCUGACUUUGACAUCGGUGGAACAAAGAAUAGAGUCUCCAACACGGCCCUUAAACCUGCAACUUUCGUAUACCCAUGGGAUCCUGAUACGGAAUACAAUACAAAAAUCAAAGAGAGAACAGUCUUUGAAACAGAAACCUCCUUGAACAUGGAAGAUGUCGGCAAUUUAUUAAUUGAAAGUGCAGAUGCGAAGAACAAAUGGGGAAACCCAAAGGCUUACCGUGUAUACGGUUCACUUGGCCGUAGAAUUGCAGAACCUUCGCAAAAAUUAGCCGAAAAUGCCAAUUGGGCUGAUCAGGACAUUCACUUCACCAAGCAAAAAGAUUCAGAAUUUACUUCAACAGGAGUUUUCAAUGCUAACAGUGUCUUUUCUCCACAAGUAAAUUUUCAAACCUUCCUUGAUAAUGAAAACAUAGACGGUGAAGAUGUUGUCUGUUGGUUCAACCUAGCCUUACAUCAUUUGCCCACCACCCAAGAUGUUCCUGGUACAAUAUUUACGACAGCGAAUUCAGAAAUAGUAAUGACUCCUUACAAUUACUUUGAUUCCGAACAGUCUAGAGAUACCAGACAACAGUUCCUCUAUUUGGACCGAGGAGGGGAUCCAACUACAGACUUAUUUGGAACUCAAUUGCAGAGUAUGCGAUAUGAUAUUUCUCCUCUUGAUUUCUCUUCAGUCAAUUUUGCAGGUAUUCAACAAGGGAAAGACAUGACUAAUAUUCCUUCUCUGUAG
This is a messenger RNA of Lizanozyma spartinae, 2415 nucleotides long. RefSeq lists its product as uncharacterized. The record is from RefSeq and is a predicted model, not a curated record. Lineage: Eukaryota; Fungi; Ascomycota; Pichiomycetes; Serinales; Debaryomycetaceae. Gene Ontology annotation, biological process: amine metabolic process. The transcript has a single exon. Bases 1 to 2415 code for a protein of 804 amino acids. Gene Ontology annotation, molecular function: copper ion binding; primary methylamine oxidase activity; quinone binding. Gene Ontology annotation, cellular component: plasma membrane.